Molecule: messenger RNA, 444 nt
Organism: Tetrapisispora phaffii CBS 4417
Lineage: Eukaryota; Fungi; Ascomycota; Saccharomycetes; Saccharomycetales; Saccharomycetaceae
Exons: 1
Coding region: 1-444 (147 amino acids)
Source: RefSeq, a predicted model, not a curated record
AUGGAUUCGAUAUACUAUGAUCUCAAGAAACUACAGAGGUUGGUGAGUGAUUUGACUGACACUGGGAGCUGGUUUCCCUCUGUACGUGUGCGGGCAUUUGCUCAAGUGGUCGAUUUCCGUGCUGGUACUGAUGGGAGUUUCAGUCAAAUUUGUUUGAACACAUUACCUGAUUUUGGGCAGGGGUGCACAUUGAUAUUGGAUGUCAGUGAACCGGUGUUCGAGAAUAGGUUUGGUUCUGCAGAAGACAAUGCAGUGAGACUGUUUGAUCCUGUGGACGUGCGAGCAUCGAUCUGGUGCAAGAAAGACGUUGAUGAAUCUAUGAUUUGUACUCUUGAGGUGUUGGACAUCUGUUCCAUCUCGACACAAGAGAUUGAUACGUUUAAACAGUUUUUGCAUAGUACUGAAGGUGGAGAGUUCAUGUCAUUGUCACAAAUGAAUAAGUAA